This is a messenger RNA of Acanthopagrus latus (yellowfin seabream), 6410 nucleotides long. RefSeq names its product dynamin binding protein. Lineage: Eukaryota; Metazoa; Chordata; Actinopteri; Spariformes; Sparidae. The transcript has 17 exons. Gene Ontology annotation, molecular function: guanyl-nucleotide exchange factor activity; protein binding. The coding region runs from base 366 to 5510 and encodes 1714 amino acids. The record is from RefSeq and is a predicted model, not a curated record. Gene Ontology annotation, cellular component: cytoplasm. Gene Ontology annotation, biological process: intracellular signal transduction.
AUGGAGAGAGGCGCAGCGCGACACGGCUGCUGCUGGUCCUAACGUGAUGACAGCUGACUGCGGGGACGCUCAGAGCCGCGGACCACCACCGUGUCACACUUUGGACAAACACUGACAACAUGACUUCUCGGAGCCUCACGACAGAAACAAAGCUGCUGCUCUCUCGGGAAUAAUGACUCCUCCUCGACUCGUGGAGGUGUAGCUGCUUCAAAAAAAAAAAAAAAAAAAAAAGUUGUGUCGCGGAGAAAAGAAGCUCCACCACCACCUCAACCACCACCACCACAUCAGCAGGCUGAAGAAGUUGGAUAUCUUGUCUGACUGGCUCCCACGUUUUACCCGUUCAGACUCUUUUCAGGUUAUGAGUGAUGGAAGCAGGAUCGGUGGUGCGUGCCGUGUUCGAGUUUCUCCCCAGUGUCUCGGAGGAGCUGCCACUCUUCACUGGUGAUGUCAUCGAGGUGCUCAGUGUCCUGGAUGAGUUCUGGUUGCUUGGUAACAAAGAUGGCGUCACAGGUCAGUUUCCCAGCACCUUUGUGGAAGAGGUCACCAUUCCCAGCACGAAGCCUGGAGACAGACUGUAUGUGUGCAUCAAUGAUUACAGCUCAGCAGAGCCGGGCAACCUGUCACUGAAGAGAGGUGAUGUGGUAGUUGGAGAGGCAGGGGGGUGCAUGAACCUUGGAGAAACCUGGCAGCGUGGUUGUAAUGCCUGGGGCGUCCGCGGUGUCUUCCCAACAUCAUGUGUAAAGGAGCUGAACCUCUCUGGCCGCUCCAGGCUGCUGUCUGAACGCUCGGCUCAAGCCCAGGCAUCAGAGCUCCCACCUUAUGCCCUGGGCCAGGCUCGAGCCCUUAUGAAUCUCCAUGCACAGCUCAAUGAGGAGCUGGACUUCCGUGAGGGGGAUUUGAUCAUCAUCACCGGCCUGCCUGAGCCGGGCUGGUUCCAAGGGGAGCUGGAGGGCCGCAGGGGCAUCUUCCCAGAGGGAUUUGUGGAGCUCCUUGGUCCCCUUCGUUCACCUCAAGAACCUGUGGACUGCCGGUAUUUGAACAAUGACUCUGAAUUUAGCUAUGAGGACCCAUAUGAUGCAGGAGAGGGGACCGAGGAGGAAGGUGUAGAAGAAGGAGAGGUCUUUGAGAGAGAGGAAGAGGAGCAGAAGGAGGUUGUAGUAGUAGAAGAGGAAGAGGAGGAGGAGGAGGAAGGUGGUGUCUAUGCAGUGGCACUGUAUGAGUUUCGGGCCAUGGAACCAGGUGAGUUGGACUUUGAUAUGGGAGAUCGCAUUCGUGUAAUAAGUACUAUGGAAGAUGGUUGGCUGGAGGGUCAGCUGCGAGGGCGACGUGGUAUUUUUCCUCAUCGUUUUGUCAAAAUAGAUGAUGAUGGACAAAAGGCUUCAGAUGACUCACAUGCUGUUGAACCUGAAGGAGAUAAAGAGAACAGCUGUACAUCUGAAUACAGCUCAGACCCGGUAUGUCCCAAUGGGCCAGAGAAUGAGCCCGAAUGGAGGACAUAUGAGGAUCAUACAGUAUGGGACUUGGACUACUUUGAAAAGACUGAGGAGCAGAGGUGUCAAAAUGUAAACAACAGAACUGAAACUGAAACUACCAAUAGAGGACGAGGACAUGAAGGUAACAGGCCUGACUCUCAGCCUCGUAGACCUGUCGCCCCAGCACAGAGAAGGCCUGAGCGACCCAAAUCAACUCCUCCCGCAAGGCCCAGACUCCCAUCUCGGCCUAGCCCGCCUGCACGUAGCCAUAGACACCAUAGCCCAUCAACUGGCGCCAGUCAGUCUAAGUAUACAAAUGGUAGCUCUCGAUCUUUACAGUCCAAACUAAGCCAUAGCCUAACCCUCCCUAGAAGUCACUCUGGUUGGUCUAAAGAGAGCAGAUACUACCAGAGUUCAUCAGCAGAAGGUGCCACCACCAAUACCAGAAGUCCCAGUCUCGGCCAGGCUUUAUUUAAACUUGCUCAGGCCCAUAAACAGAAGAAACUAACUCGCCACGCAAGUGUCAGUGAUGCUGAUAUGAUGAUGGGCAGCUCUGAGAUACGGCGUUCCCAGACGAUGCGUGGCUCCAAUGGUUUAACGCCAACAUCCAUCACCUUGGAUGCCUUGGCAAGCUCAACCAGUGACCUGGAGACAAAGCUGACCCAGCAGCUUUUCGAAUUUGAGAAAAGUUUGACUUCUUCAUACAGUGAUACUGACAUGAGUUCAGGUGCUUCCAGGGACAUGUCCUUUGUAGGUGACCUGAGCCAGCAAUCUCAUAUCUCACGCCACUUUUCCAUUCUGGACUUCAGCGAUGAAAGGGAUAUCAUCCGAGGCUCCAUGCACUCACCCGUGUCCCAACACUUGCAGUCAAACUCGGCCUGUUCCUCACUUGAGAGGCGCAGGACCCUUCGCCCUCCUCCUCCUCGUCCUAGAGCUCAUCGUCCGCCAGCCCCAGCUGCAUACAAACCAGCCCGCCCUGCUCCACGUCCUCCUCCUCGUUGCCCGAGACAAAAUACUGCUCCUCCAUCCAGCAGCCAGAUCUUCUACACUCCUGACGAACCAGCUAUAAACAUCCUAGACCAAAAAACAGAAGGGCAGGACGAGUUUGGUGACCUUGCAGCUGCCCAGGACCAAGAAAUCCAGCGGCAACUGGAAGCCGAGAAAGAGCUGGAGAGAGAGAUGGAGCUGGAAAGUCAGAGACAGCAGGAAGAGGAGGAAAGGUAUCAGCUGCUGCUACGUCUGCAAGAGGUAGAGCACGACAUGGAGGCAUACGCCCACACAGCGGAAGAACUCAGGACCAUGUUGGAGGAGGAGGAAGAUGAGACGGCCCGCAUGCAAGCCAUGGAGAAUCUGGAGUUCUGCAACUACACGCUGGAGACACUUGCCCUGGAGCAGCAGCAGCUACAAGAGAUGACGCUCCUGUCGUCCCAACCCAAGCCCCUGGAAUCUGCGCCGACCGGGGACUCGCCAGCCACAGCCGGCACAGGCUCAGAGGACCCCGAGCUGAGGAUGCUGGAAAAGAGGUCAAAGGUCAUCGAGGAGCUGCUGCAGACGGAGAGGGACUACAAGAAAGACCUGCAGAUGUGCGUGGAGGAGAUCAUCAAGCCACUGCAGAAGAAGCAGGUUAAAAACGUGGACUUUGAGGGUCUCUUUGGCAACAUCAGCUCUGUGAUCAACCUGUCAGAGCGCCUGCUUGAGACCCUGCAGGACACGGACUCUAUUGGAAAGGUAUUUCUGGACUUCAAAGCCGAGCUGGAGGAGGUGUACAAGAUCUACUGCCAGAACCACGACGAUGCCAUCUCUCUGCUGGAGAGCUACGAGAAAGACGAACACAUCCAGCGCCAUGUGCUGGAGUGUCUGGAGAAACUGAGGGCCAUAUAUCGCAAGUGGGGGAAAACAAACUACAUCAACCUCGGCUCGUUCUUAAUCAAGCCGGUGCAGCGGGUGAUGCGUUACCCUCUGCUGCUGAUGGAGCUGCUGGGGGCCACGCCGGAGAACCACCACGACCGGCUCUACCUGACUGAGGCUCUGCAGGCCGUCAAGGAGAUCAACGUGAACAUCAACGAAUACAAGCGCAGGAAAGAUCUCGUGGUGAAGUACAGGAAAGGCGACGAGGACACGUUCAUCGACAAGAUCUCCAAGCUGAGCAUGCACUCCAUUAUCAAGAAGUCUAACCGAGUCAGCAGCCACCUCAAACACCUCACAGGAAUUUCACCCCAGAUUAAAGAUGAAGCGUUUGACGAGGCCGAGAAGAAGUUCAGGCUGCAGGAGAGACUCAUCAAGUCUUUUAUCAGGGACAUUUCCUUGUACCUGCAACAUAUAAGGGAAUCAGCGUCUGUGAAGGUUUUGGCAGCCAUCAGUUUCUGUGACAUCUACACUGAGCGCAGCAUCCUCGAUCCAGAGCGCUUCCAGAGGGCUCACCGUUGCAUCAGUGACAAACAGUUCACACAGUUUAAGGAGCGCACAGAGGCUCUCGUCAUCAACCCGCUCACCCAGCUCCUCCUCAUGUUCGCCGGGCCGCACAAACUCAUCCAGAAGCGCUUCGACAAGCUGCUGGACUACGACAACUGCAAGGAGCGUGCCGACCGCCUCAAGGACCGCCGCGUCCAGGAUGAGCUGCAGGCAGCGCGCAACAACUACGAGGCGCUCAACGCCCAACUUCUGGACGAGCUCCCCAAGUUCCACACCGCAGCAGAGGACCUGUUCACCGGCUGUGUGACGGCUUUCGCGCAGGCUCAGAGGGACUUCAUGAAGACCACAAUGGGAGAGCUGAAGCCCCUCCUACAGGUUUUUUCUAGCAAAGUUGGAACGGAGGGUAACCUGAUCGCACAGUUCCAAGAAGAGUACGGACGAGUUCUCCAGCUUCUGCAGGGCUUCAGCUUCUGCCCGGAGAACCUGCCUCCAGCCACAACUACGAAAAAGCCCUUCGAGAAGAAGACUCUGGAGAAACCAACCUCUAAAAAACCACUGCCAGGAGCUCCCACGUGCGCCACACAGACGGAUGAGCACCGUGCUGAACUUCUGGUACACUACGGUCCUGAGAAACUUUUCCAGGCAGAGAGGAACUUUAAUGCGGCUCAGGAUCUGGACGUGUCUAUACAAGAGGGAGACCUUGUGGGUGUCAUCAAGCAGCAGGACCCCAUGGGAAGCAACAACCGCUGGCUGAUUGAUAAUGGAAUCUCCAAGGGUUUCGUGUACAGCUCCUUCCUCAAACCCUACAACCCACGCAGGAGCCAGUCAGAUGUGUCCAUCGAGAGCCAGUCCUCCAAUGAGUCAGGGUACGGCGGCUCCUCCCCCGUCUUCUCCCGCCAAAACAGCAACAGCACGCUGACCUUUAACCAGGAAACUGCCACCGUCAGCUUCUCCACAUCGCAGCCCCCAAGUCAUUCAUCGCCACACCCAUCUCUGGACUCUGCUUCAUCACGUAGGAGUCACCACAGGGAUGUACCCAACCCUGACUCUGCCAGUCAGAGCAACUCCAUAAACUCCUCGCCCCGAAAUCCCUCAAACCGCAGGGAGUUCUCAGACCAACCACACCGAAACUCUGCCGGUCACAGAGACACAGAGCCCUCUUACCGGCAUUCGGGUAAUCACAGAGACAUGUACGAUACAAGUUAUGGAAGUAGAAGCAGCCAGAGGGAGAUGUCAGACCUCUCGGAGACGGAGUCGUAUUCUUCACUCAGAAACAACCGCUCACAGCGGUAUGGACACACAGACAAAAGCUACAGUUCAUACCAGUGGAGAAAUGGAGAUAAUGGCGGCCAGAAGAGGUCUGCGUACUCCAGAGAUGAUUACAUCGAGCCGGAGCCAGAGCCAGAACUAGUAGACGAGACUGAAGGAGACGGUCAUCAGAUUUACUACGCCCUCUACUCCUUCGAUGCCCGUUGCACCAACGAACUGAGCAUUUCAGCCAACCAGCAGCUGCGGAUUCUAGAGUUCCAGGACAUGAAUGGUAACAGCGACUGGUGGCUGGGAGAAGCAGGAGGCCGGCGAGGCUAUGUGCCUUCUAACUACAUCCGCAAAUCAGAAUACACAUGAAUCAGCGGAUGAUACCUGAGACUAUAUUUGGACUGGAAGAGGGCUGCAAGCAGACAGAACAAAAAGAAACGACCAUCUGGACACGCUGUGACUCACUUUUGAUCUGUUUUCAUGGAGUUUGGUAGUGAGAAGGUCUGACUAUUGCUGCUGACUCUACUCCUUAAAAGUUAGCAUUAUAUGCCUAUAUUUAUAGACUUUUUAUAUUAUUUUUACAUUCUGUUGUUUCCGGCAGAAAACCUGUGAAUUGCACCAGAUUUUUUUGCCAUAUUCUCUGGAGCUGAAGACAAUGAAUUGUACGUUUUUUUAAGAUAACGGUCUUAAAAGUUAGCACAUUGGGAGAUUGCAAUGGAAAUGUGAAUACUUUGGGUUCAGGCUGGUUCUUCUAAGCAAACAUCAAGUGGUAUAGAGACAGACCAGCCUAAAUACUGUGUUAAUGAAUUGUAUUCUGCAUGUGGCUUAUUACACCACUAGAAUUAUGCAUGAACAUUAGAUGCAUUUAUGCCGUACUGUUGAACAAUCAAGGAUUGAGGCACUUAGGAUGAUUAUCCACUGGUUGCUGGUUUUGAAGUGUCUGUGGAGCCAUCAACAACAAUGUGGAGUGUUGUAUGAAAUAAAAGCAUGGACAAAGUUGAAUGGCAUAUUUAUAUAUGGUUUACAAGCACUCUUCCCCCCAUCAGUAGCCUGAAUACACUUUGGGUUGACACUGUGCAAACAGGUGACGGCCCUUUAACCUGUCGGAGGUUAACAAACAGGGAGAGAGAUAGUGGUCUGAUCUUUACUCUGAUUUCUCCACAUACUCCCCGUGUACAUUAUAUAUAGAGCUGUACAUUGAGUAUAUGAUAUUGCUCCCACUGUAAAGUGAUCACUGUUUGAAUAAAAAACAGCCCAGCUGACAAAUAA